This is a messenger RNA of Chaetomium strumarium, 1664 nucleotides long. RefSeq names its product HAD-like domain-containing protein. Gene Ontology annotation, molecular function: phosphoglycolate phosphatase activity; alkaline phosphatase activity. The record is from RefSeq and is a predicted model, not a curated record. NCBI's taxonomy places the organism in Eukaryota, Fungi, Ascomycota, Sordariomycetes, Sordariales, Chaetomiaceae. The coding region runs from base 374 to 1306 and encodes 310 amino acids. The transcript has 4 exons.
AUCAGGAAUUAAAGCUUACCACUUAUGGUACCAAGUAGUAAAAGCCGGCAAUGGAUCGUGAGAUGGUACGGAAGUACAGCCGUCAGUUCCCACGACUCUGGAUCCCCGAGAAGGGCCUCUCCAAUAGAGGUUUUAGCCAAUCAAUGCCCGUAAUCUGGAUACAUACCUAGGUAAGGUGUUGUACAAUACAUACACACCCAAGGUAGCUUCUGUACAAUACCUAAGGUAUUCAAAGCAGCAAACCCGGCGAGUGCCCGAAAAUGAGACCGGGAGUCGGAUUGUGUCACCUUGGUUUCUGACCAAGAGCCCCCGGCACCCUCGGCGUUCAGCCUGACCUGAUUAUCUUCACCUUCCAUUGAUUGCCGUCGCAAGGAUGAGCACACCAAAAUACCUCACUGGCGAUGUUGCCGCCAUCAAUGAAUUUAUCGAUCAGUUUGAUGUCUUUCUGUUGGACUGUGAUGGGGUGAUAUGGUCCGGUGACCAUGUCUUUGAGGGUAUCCCCCAGACGUUGGAACUGCUGCGAUCCAGAGGCAAGAAAGUUGUUUUCGUGACAAACAACUCGACAAAGUCCCGUCAGGAAUAUGUCAAGAAAUUCACCGCCCUGGGUAUUCCUUCCGAGGCAGAAGAGAUCUUCGGCUCGGCCUAUUCCUCCGCCAUCUACAUCUCGAGGAUCCUUAAGCUUGCCCCGCCAAAGAACAAGGUAUUUGUUAUCGGCGAGGCUGGCAUCGAGAAUGAGCUGCGUAGCGAGAAUAUCCCCUUCAUCGGCGGCACCGACCCGGCCUUCAGGAGAGACAUGACUCCGGAAGACUGGAAAGGCAUCGCGGACGGGACUCUGCUGGACCCGGACGUAGGCUGCGUGCUCGCCGGCUUAGACUUCCACAUCAACUACCUGAAGCUGUCGCAUGCGCUGCAGUACCUCAGACGGGGCGCGGUCUUUCUGGCGACAAACAUCGACUCGACCUUUCCCAUGAACCACAACUUCUUCCCCGGAGCGGGAUCCAUGUCCAUGCCCCUUGCGUACAUGACGGGUCAGCAGCCGCUGGCGCUGGGCAAGCCGAGCCAGGCCAUGAUGCACGCCAUUGAGGGCAAGUUCCAGCUGAACCGCGAGCGCACUUGCAUGGUCGGAGACCGCCUGAACACGGACAUCAAGUUCGGAAUAGAGGGGAGACUAGGCGGGACACUGGCGGUCCUGACAGGCGUGAGCCAGCAGGCGGAUUGGGAGGCGGCCGAUGCAGUGGCCGUGCCGGCAUUCUAUGUCGACAAACUCAGUGACCUCGGCGCUGCGGCACGGGUAGACACGCAAUGACGGUAACUGACGGUUAAUUGGUGGAAUUGAACGGGGAGUGUCCCAGAGCAGCAAGACUGGGCGCAGCAACAGAUAGAAGGCAUGUAGGACAGUAGGACGAGGUGAAGGAGGCUGGCGCGGAUAGCGCUGCGUGUUGGUCUCUAUUGCAGUCGCAGGUGCUUGAUCGGAUAUAGAAAGCGGCCAAUAGAUCUUUGUCCUUCGAGAGCGAGGGGCAUCCAAUACCAAGGAAUGUCGAGACUUGGGGGCAUUAUUAGCGCUGUCUCUGGCUAGGCGUGCCGAGCAGUUGACGGUAGCACUCGUUCCGGAACCUGUCCCUCGAUGACGGCCGUUGUGGAUUGGCAGCGUUGAAAAUGGGCUC